GUUUUUUAUUUGUAUGUGCAAUAAGAUCCAAAGUAUAUUUUUAUGGAAAUUCAAAAUCAUUAUCAAACAUUAUGUUCGUCUCUUAUCUAUUGACAUUGGUCACAUUAUCAUCCUCUCAGCCUGAUAAACCAAAAGUCAUGUCAAUCUCUCAAUUCGUUCGAAUUGCUGAAAGUGUGUAAACGUAACCAAAAUAAAUAGAUAUAUAAUAAAAAUAACUUAACAUAAGAAAGACAAUUGUGAACUAUGAGUGUGUUUUGUCAAAUACAACUUAAUAAGCCACCAGAAGACACAUUCUGUGGUGGAGAAGUGAUUUCUGGAAUAAUCAAAUACUCACUCGAUGAACCAAUGGAAAUAGAAAGGAUAAUUGUCUCCCUAAAAGGUAUGGGCGAUUUAAUUCUAAUAAAAAGACACAAUAAAAAGGUUAACUCGUAUACAGCUGAAGAAGUGUAUGUUGAUGCUAAUGAAAUCGUUCAAGAAAAAACUUCAACGAAAUCUGCUGGAAACUAUGACAUCCCAUUCAGGUUUAAAUUACCAGAGAAAAUACCACCGUCAUUAAAGUAUGAGAAGAUACAUGGACCAUACUGCGUAAUUUGCAACAUAAAAUAUUACAUUAGAAUAAAAUUUGAUAAACCAGGAUGUUUAGAUCAGUCCAAACAUUUUCGUAAGAAAAUUACAGUAAUUUCAACUAUAACUCCCAAAUUGUCAAUGGAACCGGUGAUGUAUGGAGAAAAGAGAAAGUUACCGCCAUUGUUCCCAAAUAAAAUUAAUACAGUUGCAAUAAAAGCAAAUAUCCUUAACUCAGUAAUCCAUAAAGGCGGUAAAAUAGAUAUUGAGUCAGAAAUUGAAAAUGAUUCUUAUGUUAAAGUAAAAGGAGUUGAAGUUAAAUUGAUGGAGGUCUACACACUUAAGCCUGUAGGACAUGGAGAUAUAAAGUUUUACGAUAAUGUGAUGAAUUGUGAGAGCAGAACUUCGUCUAUUAAAAGUGGAGCGACUAAAAUCAUACCUCUAGAUCUGAUUGUUCCAACAGAUACAUUAUCUUUGCAGAACUCUAAGAUAGUAUCGAGAGAUUACGUGGUUACCAUAACAGCUCAGCUUCCGAUUCCUCUUAAAAAUGUCGUCUUAGAAAUACCAGUGCAGAUAGGAGAUCAUAUGCCAGUGGAACGUCCGGAGGUGGCCGAAAAUCCACCAGCGUAUUUAGAGGCGAUGGGCGAAAAAGAAAGCGGAGUUGAAGAUGGUAAUGACUAAACAAGCACUCUCAUUCUCUGUAUCUGAUCUAGUGAUGAUGAAAGGGACAAAACCUAAGUAUUCAAAUCCAAAGUAAUCGAAGGUUCAUCUAUAGCCUAUAAAUGCCCACUGCUGAAAACGCCUCUUCUCACACGGACACAGUUUGUUACUCGCGAUGUUUUCCUUCACUGUUUGUCAGUGGUGUCUAAAUAAUCUUAGAAAGUACAUAAUAGAGGUACAACAUGGAAAAAGUCGCAUCGGUAUGUACUUGCCAUUGGUAGGUUUCGAGCGCGCACCCUAACACAUGAGAAAUGGCCUUUAACUCGUCGAGCACCGUCAAUAUAGACACAAUAAAGAACAAUAGGUUGCGGUCACCGGUGACCGCUUGGUGUUUGACAGUUUAAACCUCCGGGCCAACACGACAUAAUUAGAAGUAAAUAGUUAUAGACGUGUAUCUCAUUCUAAUAACGGUAGACAUGUAAUAAUAAUUAACAAGAUAACAAUUAACAAUUACUAUGUUCUUGAUAUUUAUUUAACUAGAAAACCUUUGUAAGCUAAUUAAAUUUUAUUAUAGGUAUUGUUGAUUUUGGAAUCUAAAAUAGGAUUUUAUGUUUACUCCUUUGCGACCUUUGUCAUUCUUCUAUUUUGUUUUCAUGCCAAAUAAGAUCAACAAUUCAUUGUAUUUGGGACAUAGUUAAGUAUAUAUUUUUAAUCAGAUUAAAUGUUAUUG
This is a messenger RNA of Spodoptera litura, 1954 nucleotides long. Its product is annotated as arrestin domain-containing protein 17-like. The record is from RefSeq and is a predicted model, not a curated record. Gene Ontology annotation, cellular component: cytoplasm. Gene Ontology annotation, biological process: protein transport. Lineage: Eukaryota; Metazoa; Arthropoda; Insecta; Lepidoptera; Noctuidae.